Molecule: messenger RNA, 2361 nt
Organism: Girardinichthys multiradiatus
Lineage: Eukaryota; Metazoa; Chordata; Actinopteri; Cyprinodontiformes; Goodeidae
Product: basic proline-rich protein-like
Exons: 5
Coding region: 1-2361 (786 amino acids)
Source: RefSeq, a predicted model, not a curated record
AUGCCACCCCCCAGUCCACCGCCCCGAUCCUCCCUCGGACAAGACAGCCUGCAGAGCAGCACACCUCCAAGCUCGCCCAACCCCCCAGACAGUACCAGCAGCUCCAGCCCACCAGUCCACGAGAGGGAUACAUGCACCGGCCGGGGACCCGGGCCAUGCGGGCCAAGCACACCCCGCCAGCCAUCCCAGUGUAGUCACAAGACAUGCUCUGCCGCCCCACCUACCCGCCCGCCAUCCGCAGCCCAGCGCCCGACCCCGGGCCAGGACCACAGAAGGAAGCCGUGGAAAGAAGGCCACGGCGGCCCCAGUUACCCUGCACCCAGCCAACCCCACCCCCAAACCCGGGGGCGCCCCAGCCCACCGGCCACCCGCACCCCCGCAUGGCGCACCACGGCCAUGCGAGGGUGCGGGCGGCACCCCCGCAUGGCCACGAAGCAGUCCAGCCCCUCCAUCAAAGCGGGGCCACAUCCCAAUAAAUGUCGGCUAAGACCCCCCCCGCCGGAGCCCGGAACCCACCCAGCCGGCAGACCAGGGCCCAAAGCCAGGGGCCGAGAUCCAAGGGAACCCAAGCGAUCCCGAGAGAGCCGACAUGCCAUCCCAGCACCACACAAUUCCCAAGACCCGAUCCCCAACCCCAGCUCAAACCCCAGCCCAUUCCCUCUCCCGGCCUCCGACCACAGAUGGGAAAUAGCGACGGCCCCAAGGCCCUCCAUGAGUGGUAUUGUGAUGGAGCUGGCAGAGGGAGGUGUCUGGGGAUGGAAAGACUGGGGGGCAAACCGCUCUCCCAGGGAGCCAGCUCCCCGGCUGACCCCAAUAGGCCCCCCCGUUUGCCAAGUCCCAACAAAGGAGGGAGGCAUAGGCACAUCUGCCGGGCAAAAAACUAGGGACAGUCCGCUGCCCGAAGUAGCCACCGACCCCCAACAAAAAGGACCCAGCCACAAGCGGCCAAGAAUGCAGCCCCACUCCAAACAAAGGAGCAGACCAGCCAGCCCAGCGCAACCAAAAUACGACACUCAAAGGAGGGCACAUGACCAGCACGUCCAGCCACUCCCAAACCCACGGGCCAGAGCCAACAGAGCGCCCAGCCCCCGAAGCCCGGCACCAGACAGCAGCCACAACCAGACAGGCAAACCGAGACCACUGGGCCAGCUGGGCAGUCAAGCAGACCCCACGAUGCACCACCCCGCCCACUACCAUGCCCAAGGGAAAGACGCUGGCCCAGCAAGCCGAAUGGCGCCACAGAAAGGCCCCAGCACACGGAGCAAAGAGGUCACACCCCCAUCCAGAGACGCAGACCCACCUGCAUCCAGGGGCACGGCGAGGACCACUAACCCCAAGCACACCGAACCCACCAGGAACCAUCCAGCAAACGAGCAAACCCCACCCCUGUAUGAGGCCGAGACGCCGGACGCAAGCGCAGAGCCCAGCGACGCCCACCCUGCCACACCCACGCCCGGAGGUCAUAGCCGCCGCGCACAGGACCACCACCCCAACACCACAGCUCGCCAUACAGUGGAGGACGGAAUGCAGCAAAGAGCAUCCAAAGCAAAAGCUGCACACAAAGCCCACACUGCGCAAAUGUACCCCUACCAGCCCCCCAAAAACGAAGCCCCCCAUGAAAGUGCACCACCACGAAAAGAAGACCCGCACCAUCCAGGUCCUAGAACAUGCCCGACACCCAUACCCCUGCCCACAAAAGGCAAGAGAGCCCACAGAGCCAAAACCAAAACCCAUCCGGAAGCCGAGACCAAUCCACCCCGAGACCAACCCCGGCCAGCCUGCACACUCGGACCAUGCAGACCCCUCCGAACCCCCUCCCCCAGACAGAAAAGGGACCAGCACCCUCCUCCCCGCCAGCAGAAUGUGCUCCUUGAAGGAAGGAGCACCUGCAAUGAGAUGGGACCUACCUACCAGUUUCGGAGGCCCUUAUGCCCACCGAUACACCAAAGGUCCCCGAGCCCGGGCAUGCACCAGCCCAAAACCCCGGCAACAUACCCGCCAGGACCUAAGACCCCCAAGGCCCAGCCAGGACCCCAGCCCGGGGGGCGAUACGCCCCAGGGACCCCGAGCCCCAAGCCCGCCCCAGACCCACCCAGGAGCAGCACGGGCACCAGGCCAGUGACCUAUGUGCGUCGCCGCAGGCCCCCCAAAAGCAUCGCAUGCAGCUACCAGAUGUCCCCCCCAAGAGCCACCAAAGCCCCACCCCGGCCGGGACCACAGCCCCCAGAGCCAGACCCCCCAGCGAUCCCAGCCCAGGGACACCCCAAAUGCCCCAACCCAGACACCCCCCCAAUCCGCCACAACGCCUCACAGGAUGAAGCCAAGAGCGCCCCACCCCCACUAGGUGAUGUAGCCGAUUAA